AGAGUUUAUUUUCACACUGUUUGGCUCUGGUCCGGCUGCUAAGAUAGGCCAAUAUCCAAAAUCCUAAAGCUUUGUGGUUAACUAAAAGAGGAAAUAUCAAAACAUUACAGUUCAUUGGACUCUGCAAGUCUGCAGUAAACCAAAACAUCUCUCACAAAAGGCAUUUAUUUAUUAUUAUUAUUUAUUCGUGAUUUUCCUGUAAAAUGGUGCUGUGCGACGCUAAUGUAAUCACCAAUACCUGCAAAUUUCUAAAUUUAAAUGCUCCUGGAGAUAUUUCCUUUCUUCCCACUUGCGAGGUUAUUCUCAAAACAAAAAGCAAAGAGGUGAAAGGAUUUGCUUCUGUACUCGAGAGCAUCAUCAAAAGUCAAGGAAAUGCAUCACAGCUUGUACCAAGCAACCCAGAAGAGUUGGCACAGCUGAGGCAGUGGCUCGAAAUUUGCAUAACCACAGUUAAUUUUGCUGACUCUCAGAGUACAGCUUUAAAGGAAUUAAAUGAGCGGCUUGCUAAAGUGAACUUCUUAGUCGGGAACAGGAUCUCGGUGGCUGAUGCAGUUCUUUACUACACCGUCUACCCAGUUUUGGCAAGAGCGACCAUGCACGAAAAAGAGCAAUUCUGCCACUUGUCAAGAUGGUUCUCAACAGUGCAGCAUUUGCCCAAACUCAAGGCUGGGCACGAAACCAUCGCUUUCAGCAGAAAUCCCCUGUACUCAAACUAAUACCUAUACUCGGGAUGUUUGAACGAUUAAAACUCGUGAUUUUUUCCACAA
This is a messenger RNA of Cloeon dipterum, 767 nucleotides long. RefSeq names its product aaRS-interacting multifunctional protein 3 (gene AIMP3). The transcript is spliced from 5 exons. Gene Ontology annotation, cellular component: aminoacyl-tRNA synthetase multienzyme complex; cytoplasm; nucleus. The coding region runs from base 204 to 716 and encodes 170 amino acids. NCBI's taxonomy places the organism in Eukaryota, Metazoa, Arthropoda, Insecta, Ephemeroptera, Baetidae. Gene Ontology annotation, biological process: positive regulation of DNA damage response, signal transduction by p53 class mediator. The record is from RefSeq and is a predicted model, not a curated record.